AUGUCAGAACCACUCACCAAGGUCGACUCCGCCGUCCAGGGCUUGUCUUCAUCGCCGCCCAAGGAGAAGGGCCAUAGAAGGGCCAGCUCCAGCGCUGCUGGCGUGAUGAACAUCAAUGAUCUUGAGGCCCAGGGCAUUGAACUAAAGCUUGAACCGGACACACAGAAGACCGGAUGGAAGAUCAACACAUCCCCGAGCUCAAUAGAGGAGCCAGCAAUGCUCAAAAAACUGCUGACCACACCCCCCGUCAAGAAGAUUGACUUGCGAUUCCCGCUAGGAAUGGAGGUGACCGCAAGGAACCUCAAGGGGGUAACAAUCAAGGAUGCCAUGGAUGCCAUCUACAAGGCAUACAAGAAGAAGGCCGACGAUGAACUAGACCAGCCAUACUUGUUGGGCUUUGAGUGGGACAAGGAGGAUUCGUGGACGCGACUUAUUGUGCACCUCGCCAAGAACCCAACCACCUCGUCUUCUGGUGGCGGCGGCAAGAAGAAGAAGAAGAACCAGGAGUAA
This is a messenger RNA of Sodiomyces alkalinus F11, 510 nucleotides long. RefSeq lists its product as hypothetical. The transcript has 4 exons. Lineage: Eukaryota; Fungi; Ascomycota; Sordariomycetes; Glomerellales; Plectosphaerellaceae. The coding region runs from base 1 to 510 and encodes 169 amino acids. The record is from RefSeq and is a predicted model, not a curated record.